This is a messenger RNA of Kwoniella botswanensis, 1878 nucleotides long. RefSeq lists its product as uncharacterized. Gene Ontology annotation, molecular function: transmembrane transporter activity. The transcript has 8 exons. Gene Ontology annotation, cellular component: fungal-type vacuole membrane. Bases 1 to 1878 code for a protein of 625 amino acids. Lineage: Eukaryota; Fungi; Basidiomycota; Tremellomycetes; Tremellales; Cryptococcaceae. The record is from RefSeq and is a predicted model, not a curated record. Gene Ontology annotation, biological process: transmembrane transport.
AUGGCAACUACCAGACCACCCUCGAGACCACGUAUAUCAUCGCGUACUAGAUUGUUUUCUUCUGGCUCAGAUGCAGAUACGUCCCAUAUCAUGUCGAUCAGCAAGUACAGCUGGAAGACUCUCAAUCCCUUCUCGGUGGAAUGGGAUGAUACGCAGCGGAAGAGGUUGGGUGUAUUUGUCAUGUGUGUGAUAGUGGGCUUAGCAAGUGGGAGUAACUACGUCUACUCUGCCUAUGCACCCCAACUAGCUACCAAGCUGGUAGUAUCGUCCACUGUAGGGAAUUUGAUUGGUUUAGCGGGUAAUCUGGGUGUAUAUCUCACAGGACCGGUAUGGGGUAAGAUAGUAGAUUCGAGAGGUCAGAGGAUACCCCUCCUUGUUGGUGGUACAUGCUGUCUUAUAGGCUACACCACCGUCCACGCUUUCUUCACCGGUACCAUCUCCCUUCGCUCCUCCUCUUCCUCUGAAAUAUCGCAAUUCCGCUUAUUCAUCCUCGAACUAGCAAUGUUCCUCACUGGCUGUGGGGGUUCCUCUGGUCUUACUUCAGCUGUCAACGCCACUGCCAAAUCUUUUCCCGAUUCCACCAGAGCAAGUGCAAGUGGUACCGUCUUGGCUGGAUUCGGUCUAUCCGCUUUCCUAUUUUCGACGCUAGGUCAUAUAAUAUACAAGGGUGAUGCUGGCGGUUUGUUAGUGUUGUUGGCGAUAGGAACGGGUAUACCGAUGUUAAUUGGUGGGAUAGUCAUUAGAGCUGUACCUCCUCAAGAUGAAUUACAUGAAUAUCACGCAGUGAACGACAACGAAGAUGUGAUAAAUGGGACGAGACCGAAAGUAGUUGUACAUCAUCCAGCGGAAGAAUUCGAAUAUCGAUCUGAUGACGAAGGGGAUGGAGUGAUGUCUAGAACGAGUAGUUUGGAAUUGACCAGAUCUAGAUCGCCCAUUUCCAGAGGAAGGCAUCCACAUGGUCAUAAUCAAGUUCAUCAUGCCCAUUUCGAUGAUCAUCUACCUCAUACCUCGGCCAAUUCGACAACUAAACCACCUCAUAAACGAUCUUCAUCACUCGUAUCUCUUCCUCCGACUCUCCUAUCCCAUACUCCGAUGGAACUGUUUAGAUCCGUAGAUUUUUGGAUCCUGUUCAUGUGCUUGGCGUUGUUAUGCGGUACGGGUCUAAUGUACAUCAAUAAUGCCGGAACGGUCGCUUUGGCUUUGGGAAGGGACGGACAAAGGGUAUAUGAUAAAGAAAGGGUAGCGGGAUAUCAGGCGAAACAAGUUGGACUGGUCAGUCUCUGGAAUUGCGGAGGAAGAAUCAUUGGUGGUGUGGUAUCUGAUUUCGGUAAAAACAAAUUCGGUAUUAGACGAGUAUGGUUCCUCCCCAUCGUAGCUAUCUUGUUUACGAUCUCCCAAGUAUCAGCGCUGGAAACUACACGGGUCCAAUCAUUAUGGAUGGUAUCGACUUUACUUGGAUUGGCUUAUGGAGCCUUGUUCAAUGUUAUGCCGAUGCUAGUGUUGGAAUGGUUCGGAAUGAAACACUUUUCGCAGAAUUGGGGUUGGACAGCAGUAGCUCCUGUCAUUGGGGGCAAUGCGUUCAAUCUGCUUUUCGGUAAAGUAUAUGAUUCACAUACUAUCGGAAGAAUCGGUACUGAAGAUGGUUCUGAUUCUGAAUCACCUUCGAACUAUGUGGCCAGUAUGUUCGUCAGAAGUCUAUCGAAGAGGGAUGGUGGAGCUAUUCCAGAUGAUGGUAAACACGAUUGUAUCGUUGGUGAAGAAUGUUAUGACUCAGCAUUCAAGAUAUCCACGAUCGGUACGCUCAUUGCGCUAGGCUUGAGUGUCUGGGCAGGGUUCAGGAGGGAGAGAAUAGCUAGAGAAAGAAGGAAAGCUGUGUGA